Molecule: messenger RNA, 3768 nt
Organism: Eufriesea mexicana
Lineage: Eukaryota; Metazoa; Arthropoda; Insecta; Hymenoptera; Apidae
Gene: KaiR1D
Product: Kainate-type ionotropic glutamate receptor subunit 1D
Exons: 17
Coding region: 34-2778 (914 amino acids)
Biological process (GO): monoatomic ion transport
Cellular component (GO): membrane
Molecular function (GO): signaling receptor activity; ligand-gated monoatomic ion channel activity
Source: RefSeq, a predicted model, not a curated record
GGGGAGAGACGGUGGGGCGGACCGGAACCGGAAAUGGCUGCGAGGUGGCUCCUGCUGGCGCUCCUCGCCGCCCACGCCGCGGCUCUUCCUGAUGUCAUUAGGAUAGGUGGGCUGUUUCAUCCGUCGGACGACAAGCAAGACGUGGCCUUUCGUUACGCCGUGGAAAAGAUCAACAACAACCGGGACAUCCUGCCCAAGUCCCGUCUCAGCGCCCAGAUUGAGCAGAUAAAACCGCAGGACAGUUUUCACGCUUCCAAGCGAGUGUGCCACUUGCUGCGAAACGGGGUGGCAGCGAUUUUUGGGCCUCAAAGCGCGCACACGGCUUCUCACGUGCAGAGCAUUUGCGACACCAUGGAGAUUCCGCAUCUGGAAACACGCUGGGACUACCGGCUGAGGAGGCAGAGCUGUCUCGUCAACCUUUAUCCGCACCCCACCACCUUGUCCAAGGCGUACGUUGAUUUGGUGAAGGCCUGGGGCUGGAAGAGCUUCACCAUCAUCUACGAGAAUAACGAAGGGUUGGUGCGGUUGCAGGAGCUGCUCAAGGCACACGGACCCAGUGAAUUCCCUAUUACGGUCAGGCAGCUCAGCGAGGGUGCUGAAUACCGACCGCUGCUGAAGCAGAUAAAGAACUCGGCCGAGUCUCACAUUGUACUGGAUUGCUCCACCGAGAGGAUUUACGACGUGCUGAAGCAGGCGCAGCAAAUAGGGAUGAUGAGCGACUAUCACAGUUACCUCAUCACCUCUCUGGACCUACACAGCGUCGAUCUGGAGGAAUUCAAGCACGGCGGGACCAAUAUCACUGCCUUUCGAUUAGUGGACCCGGAGAAGCCAGAAAUACAGAAGGUCGUGCAAGAUUGGAUCUUUGGCGAGAAGCGGUACGAUCGAGAACUCGAUAUGGGACAGAGCUCCAACAAGAACAACCUCACCUACAUAAAGACUGAAACGUCGCUGAUGUACGACGCCGUGCACCUGUUUGCGAAAGCACUGCACGAUUUGGAUACGUCCCAACAGAUCGACAUCAAGCCGCUGUCCUGCGAGUCCACCGACACCUGGCCCCAUGGAUAUUCCCUCAUAAACUACAUGAAAAUCGUGGAGAUGACGGGCCUGACAGGCAUCAUCAAGUUCGAUCACCAAGGAUUUCGCUCGGACUUUAUCCUGGACAUCAUCGAGCUGAACAACAAGGAGGGGUUAAAGAAGAUCGGCACCUGGAACAGCACAACGGGGAUAAACUUCACGAGGAGCUACAACGAGGAGUACACUCAAAUCGUGGAGAAUCUUCAGAACAAGACGUUCAUCGUGACGACUAUACUGAGCGCGCCAUAUUGCAUGAGGAAGGGCUCGAGCGAGCAGCUGAUCGGAAACGCACAGUUCGAGGGCUACAGCGUGGACUUGAUCUACGAGAUAUCAAAGAUCCUCGGUUUCAAUUAUAUGUUCCGUCUGGUGCCGGAUGGACGGUACGGAUCUUACAACAACAAGACGAGAGAGUGGGACGGUAUGAUAAAAGAAUUGCUGGAUCAGAAGGCGGAUCUAGCGGUGGCGGAUCUGACCAUCACGUACGAUCGGGAACAGGUGGUCGACUUCACCAUGCCCUUCAUGAAUCUAGGGAUCAGCAUACUGUAUUGUAAGCCUAUAAAGCAGCCGCCGAAUCUGUUCUCGUUCCUCAGCCCGCUCAGCCUCGACGUUUGGAUUUAUAUGGCGACAGCUUAUCUGGGCGUCUCUGUGCUGCUCUUCAUACUCGCCAGGUUCAGCCCCUACGAGUGGGAGAAUCCCCAUCCGUGCAACGGACAGUCCGAGGUCCUCGAGAACGAGUUCACCCUGAUGAACUCGCUCUGGUUCACCAUAGGCUCGCUCAUGCAGCAAGGCUCUGAUAUAGCGCCGAAGGCCGUGUCAACGCGCAUAGUGGCUGGCAUGUGGUGGUUCUUCACUUUGAUCAUGAUUUCUUCCUACACUGCCAACUUGGCCGCGUUCCUCACCGUCGAACGGAUGGAUUCGCCGAUCGAGAGCGCCGAGGAUCUCGCCAAGCAGACGAAGAUCAAAUACGGGGCUCUCGAAGGAGGCAGCACCGCGGCCUUUUUCAAGGCUUCCAGUUUCUCGACGUAUCAGCGCAUGUGGACGUUCAUGGAUUCGGCAAGGCCGUCGGUAUUUACAACGAAGAACGUCGAGGGCGUGGAACGGGUGAUCAAGGGUAAAGGCAGCUACGCGUUCCUAAUGGAAUCCACCUCCAUCGAAUACGUAAUCGAGAGAAACUGCGAUCUUACUCAAGUCGGCGGCCUGUUGGACUCGAAGGGAUACGGCAUAGCUAUGCCGCCAAAUUCGCCGUACAGAACUGCCAUAAGCGGUGCCAUCCUGAAGCUGCAGGAGGAAGGGAAGCUGCACGUGCUGAAGACGCGCUGGUGGAAGGAGAAACGCGGCGGUGGAUCUUGCAGGGACGACACCUCGAAGAGCAGCUCGACGGCGAACGAGCUCGGCCUGGCGAACGUCGGCGGGGUGUUCGUGGUCCUGAUGGGCGGGAUGGGCAUCGCUUGCGUGAUCGCGGUAUGCGAGUUCGUCUGGAAAAGCCGGAAGGUGGCCAUCGAGGAACGGAAGUCCGUGUGCUCCGAGAUGGCGAGCGAGCUGCGUUACGCUCUGGACUGCGGGAACGGGACGAAAAAGCCGACGAAGAAGACGCUGUGCCGACGCGAGAGGCAGCAGUCGAACCUGUCGAUCGUGUCCGGGGAAGGCACGUAUCCGGAGUGCAACAAGUACAGACACUUCGUGGGUAAGGCGCCUUUGACCUGAAGUUACGAGGCAAGGGCAGCGUCCACGGAGAUGAUCGAACUCGCGACCCGGUGAACCACGAGGGCCGAUCGAUGAUCGAGGGUGCGACAAGGGAAGCAGCGAGCCGUGAAGAGUCGAGGAGUUGCGGCGCGAGAUGGCAACCAUCCACCUUCUCCGAUCGAUUUAUCCGUGUGCGUGCGUGCAUGCGUGCGUGCGUGCGUGUGUCUGCGUAUCGGUCCGACAUAUUUCGUUUCCACCCUCGUCCUCCGUCUUCCCAUUUCCGUUCUUCGUCUGUACGAGUGACGCGAACGAACGAACAUGGCAGUCCUUCGACUUGCACUUUGUAAAGUGUACAGUCGUUCGGUCGUUAAUUGGAGCUCGCUGGAAUUUAUCGUACCGUGCCGGAGACAACGGCGCGCGCUGUUUGAGCGGAAAGAUUAACGAGCAGCCUCGAGAUCCUUUGUCUUUCGUUGCGCGACUCGCGUGGCAAAAGAGAGGGUGUCGCUGGUGAAACAGGCCCGAAGUCGAACCACGACUGUUCCCGUGACGGCUAGCGUCGCGACGAUAGCGAGACUGGGGAAAAAAGAGAGAGUGAAUUAGGAAGCGUUUCGUUCCGCAGCCAGGGGUAAUUGGGUUUCAGGCGAUGCAGGUGUAUACAGGUGUAAGCAACGCGACGAUUUUAACGCGGAAUUAAUCAUUGUAUUUGCCGUUCAUUGUUGGAGUCUUAACUCACGGCGAAGUGAGAUACCCCUGUAACGAUAUUUCCAUGUUCCAUUAAUUUCGUUAAACUGCUCCGGAGAUUCGAAUGCGUUAAAUUUGAAUAGAUUAAUACCGGGUACGAAUAGGGGAUGCGGAACAUGGCUCGUAGGUAUUCUUGAUAAUCACUUUCCAUUGUCGUGUACCGAUAAACUAACGUUCGAUAUAUUUUUACCCCCCCGUUUUGAUAUUCGCCGGAAUUGCCUUGGUCCAGGUAACGAUAUUUCGUCCGAAAUCUCUGUCUCCCUCGUUACC